Molecule: messenger RNA, 2063 nt
Organism: Drosophila sechellia
Lineage: Eukaryota; Metazoa; Arthropoda; Insecta; Diptera; Drosophilidae
Gene: Or43b
Product: Odorant receptor 43b
Exons: 3
Coding region: 713-1924 (403 amino acids)
Biological process (GO): detection of chemical stimulus involved in sensory perception of smell; sensory perception of smell
Cellular component (GO): plasma membrane
Molecular function (GO): odorant binding; olfactory receptor activity
Source: RefSeq, a predicted model, not a curated record
UGGCACUGCUUGCUGGCAGUUUUUUGAUCUCCUUGUUAGAUUUUCGCGCCGCAGCAAUCAAAGAUCUAGUAGUGAUAUUCUUCUGGUAAACUUUUAUACAUUUUAAGCAGACAUGACGACAUCACAAAGAAGAUAUGUGUGUAUAAUUUAGGAGACAAGCAAAUUCUUGCAUUCAAAUAUGUUCUUGGAUCAAAUAUGUUUAAAUUUUUUAGCUGUAGCUGUAGGACAGACUGAAUUUGUCCGUUUUUUUUUUAAUUUUUUUUAAUUUAACAAGUGUCUGUUCCCACCGAAAGAAGUAUUGCACCACAAUUUAAAUCUGAUAAAGGCAAAAUCGUUUUUAAAAGAACACCCCAAAGGCCAAUGUCUAUAAUCACACAGAAAUGUCGUUUAAUAAUUUGAUAUGUUAUGACAUGUGUAAAAUUCUUUGGUACCAAAAGAGAAACGCCUACUAAAUUGGCAACCAUUAAUUAAGAACCAUCAGAACGAAUCAUUUUUUUAAAGAACACCCUAAAGGCCAAUGUCUAUAAUCACACAGAUAUAUCGGUUAAUACUUUGAUAUGUUAUGACAUGUGUAAAAUUCUUUGCAACCCAAAGAGAAACGCCUACAAAAUUGGCAAACAUUAAUUAAGAACUACAAAUCGCGGACUAUAAAAGCAUUCCGAACUCCUCCUAUCGCCAGUUAUUUCAUAGCCUUAAACAUUCGAAACUAAAGAUGUUCGGACACUUUAAGCUCAUCUAUCCGGCUCCUAUAUCGGAGCCUAUACGGUCUAGGGACUCGAAUGCAUAUAUGUUGGAGACGCUGCGAAAUUCGGGCUUGAAUUUGAAGAACGAUUUCGGUAUAGGCCGUAAAAUUUGGAGGGUUUUUUCGUUCACCUACAAUAUGCUGAUACUUCCCGUAAGUUUCCCAAUCAACUAUGUGAUACAUCUGGUGGAGUUCCCGCCGGAGCUGCUGCUGCAAUCCCUGCAAUUGUGCCUCAACACUUGGUGCUUCGCUCUGAAGUUCUUCACUUUGAUCAUCUAUACGCACCGCUUGGAGCUGGCCAACAAGCACUUUGACGAACUGGAUGAGUACUGCGUGAAGCCGGCGGAGAAGCGUAAGGUUCGCGACAUGGUGGCCGCCAUUACCAGGCUGUACCUGACCUUUGUCGUGGUCUACGUCCUCUACGCCACCUCCACGCUACUGGACGGACUACUGCACCAACGUGUUCCGUACAAUACGUACUAUCCGUUCAUAAACUGGCGAGUCGAUCGGACCCAGAUGUACAUCCAGAGUUUUCUGGAGUACUUCAUCGUGGGUUAUGCCAUAUAUGUGGCCACGGCCACCGAUUCCUAUCCUGUGAUUUACGUGGCAGCCCUGCGAACUCAUAUUCUCUUGCUCAAGGACCGCAUCAUUUACUUGGGCGAUCCCAACAACGAGGGUAUCAGCGACCCGAGCUACAUGUUUAAGUCGUUGGUGGAUUGUAUCAAGGCACACAGAACCAUGCUAAAUUUUUGUGAUGCCAUUCAACCAAUCAUCUCUGGCACGAUAUUUGCCCAAUUCAUCAUAUGCGGAUCGAUCCUGGGCAUCAUUAUGAUCAACAUGGUUUUGUUCGCUGAUCAAUCGACCCGAUUCGGCAUAGUCACCUACGUUAUGGCUGUCCUUCUGCAGACUUUUCCGCUUUGCUUCUACUGCAACGCCAUCGUGGACGACUGCAACGAGCUGGCCGACGCACUUUUCCAUUCCGCCUGGUGGGUGCAUGACAAGCGAUACCAACGGACUGUCAUCCAGUUCCUGCAGAAACUGCAGCAGCCGAUGACCUUCACCGCCAUGAACAUAUUCAAUAUUAAUCUGGCCACUAACAUCAAUGUAGCAAAGUUCGCCUUCACCGUCUACGCCAUCGCGAGCGGUAUGAACCUGGACCAAAAGUUAAGCAUUAAGGAAUAGAAUAGAAUACUCAAGAAAAAUGACCGCACCAGAGGUAAACGUACAUAGUUUUAUGAACUUAACACUUUGCUUCGUAGAAUUAUAAUAAUCGUAUAUGCAUACAGCGAAUUAUGAAUAAACAUAAGCUAGUUAAAACAAA